Odobenus rosmarus divergens (Pacific walrus) is the source of this 1836-nucleotide messenger RNA. RefSeq names its product cerebral cavernous malformation 2-like (gene CCM2L). Lineage: Eukaryota; Metazoa; Chordata; Mammalia; Carnivora; Odobenidae. Gene Ontology annotation, biological process: heart morphogenesis. The coding region runs from base 44 to 1345 and encodes 433 amino acids. The transcript has 9 exons. The record is from RefSeq and is a predicted model, not a curated record.
GAGAUGGUCAGGAGGGUGGCAAGAGUGGAGGAGACGCUUCACCAUGGAAUAUGAAGUCAAGAAAGGGAAAAAGGGCUUUGUAUCCCCCAUCCGGAGGCUGGUGUUCCCCAAGGCUGGGCGCCGGGCUGCCUUUCGGACCAGUGUGAGUCGCCGGCCCCUGCACUCAAUGCCCCUUUUCCCCCCUGACUACCUCAUCGACCCUCAGAUUCUGCUGUGUGACUAUCUGGAGAAAGAGGUCAAGUUCCUGGGCCACCUCACCUGGGUUACCUCCUCACUGAACCCCUCCAGCCGCGACGAGCUCCUGCAGCUGCUGGACACGGCCAGGCAGUUGAAGGAGCUGCCGCUGAAGACCACAGCGGAGCAGGACAGCAUCCUGAGCCUGUCGGCCCGCUGCCUGCUGCUCACCUGGCGCGACAAUGAGGAGCUCAUCCUGCGUAUCCCCACGCAUGAGAUCGCCGCCGCCUCCUACCUGCAGGACGACGCGCUGCACCUGCUGGUGCUUAAGACCGGUCUGGGCGUGGACCCGGUGCCAGCCGGCGUAGACGCCAGCCCCGGCGGCGCAGGGCGCGACCCGGGCCCGCCGGGCGCGGCGCCCGAGAAGCGGCGGGGGGGCACCACGGAGCGGCGCCACACCAUCUGCAGCCUGGACUGGCGGAUGGCGUGGGGCGGGGGCGCGGGCGCAGAGGCCCGGGCCGGGGGCAGCGGCGGCGGCAGCCUGGAGCGCCAGCGCGCCGGGGCGCGGGCGUCGGGCAGCUGGGAGCGGCGGCAGACGUUCAGCGGCAGCUGGGAGCGGAGGCACACCGGCGGCGGCGGCGGCGGCGCGGGCAAGCCGGGCGGCAGCUGGGAGCGGAGGCAGGCGGGCGGCGGCGGCGGCGGAAGCUGGGAGCGGCGCCACCCGGGCUCCAACCCGCUCGACCCGCAGGACCCCAGCCCCGACGCCUACUGCAAUCUUGUCAUCCUGGCUGUGGCCAACAGGGAUGCUGCCGAGGAGUCCUGUGCUCUCAUCUGUCAGGUCUUCCAGAUCAUCUACGGGGACCAGAGCAUUGAGUGCGUGGACCGGGCCGGCUACCACUACACGUCCACACCCGAGCGGCCGUGGCUCUGCAGCCGCACAAUGGCUCCCAGGAUACAUUUGAAGCGUGUUAUAGUGGCACGUCCACACCCUCCUUCCAUGGCUCCCACUGCAGCGGCAGUGACCACAGCGGCCUGGGCCUCGAGCAGUUGCAAGAUUACAUGGUCACGUUGCGGAGUAAACUGGGGCCCCCUGAGAUCCAGCAGUUUGCGGUGCUGCUGCGGGAGUACCGGCUGGGGCUGCCCAUCCAGGACUACUGCGCAGGUCUGCUGAAGCUCUAUGGAGACCGGCGCAAGUUCCUCCUCCUUGGGAUGCGGCCCUUCAUCCCGGACCAGGACAUCGGCUACUUCGAGGGCUUCCUGGAGGGGGUGGGCAUCCGCGAGGGCGGCAUCCUCACCGACAGCUUCGGGCGCAUCAAGCGCAGCAUGAGCUCCACGUCGGCGUCGGCGGUGCGCAGCUACGACGGCGCGGCCCAGCGGCCCGAGGCGCAGGCCUUCCACCGGCUGCUGGCCGACAUCACGCACGACAUCGAGGCACUGGCCCCCGACGACGAAAGCACGGACGAGGAGGCCCGGGACUCCCCCAGCGGGGGCGACGCGGCUGAGGACAACUACCUGUAGCCGCAGCCCACGCGGACGGUGGGGACACACCUGCACUCCCGCCUGUGGCAUCCCGGGCCCUGGGACCCCCCUCGCACCGGACGCGGGCCUCCACUCCCCGGGGUGUCCGUCCCUGCCCUCGGGGCUCCAGUCCCUGCAAUACCG